UCAAGCCCUCCAAAAUCACCCAAAUGAGCUCGUACUUUGUAAACUCCUUCUCGGGGCGUUAUCCAAAUGGCCCGGACUAUCAGUUGCUAAAUUAUGGCAGUGGCAGCUCUCUGAGCGGCUCUUACAGGGAUCCCGCUGCCAUGCACACCGGCUCUUACGGCUACAAUUACAAUGGGAUGGACCUCAGCGUCAACCGCUCCUCGGCCUCCUCCAGCCACUUUGGGGCGGUGGGCGAGAGCUCGCGCGCCUUCCCUUCGCCCGCCCAGGAGCCCCGCUUCAGGCAAGCGGCGUCGAGCUGUUCCCUGUCCUCGCCCGAGUCCCUGCCCUGCUCCAACGGCGACAGCCACGGCGCCAAGCCCUCUGCUUCGUCCCCGUCCGACCAGGCGACCCCGGCCAGCUCCAGCGCCAAUUUCACCGAAAUAGACGAGGCCAGCGCGUCCUCGGAGCCUGAGGAAGCGGCGAGCCAGCUAAGCAGCCCGAGCUUAGCUCGGGCACAGCCGGAGCCCAUGGCCCCCGCCACAGCCGCGCCCGAGGGGCAGACUCCGCAGAUAUUCCCUUGGAUGAGGAAGCUUCACAUCAGCCAUGAUAUGACCGGGCCGGACGGGAAAAGGGCCCGGACUGCGUACACCCGCUACCAGACCCUGGAGCUGGAGAAAGAGUUCCACUUCAAUCGCUACCUGACCCGGCGGCGGCGUAUCGAGAUCGCCCACGCGCUCUGCCUGUCCGAGCGCCAGAUUAAGAUUUGGUUCCAGAACCGACGCAUGAAGUGGAAGAAAGACAACAAACUGAAAAGUAUGAGCCUAGCGACGGCCGGCAGCGCCUUCCAGCCCUGA
Messenger RNA from Loxodonta africana (African savanna elephant), 833 nucleotides. RefSeq names its product homeobox B5 (gene HOXB5). Gene Ontology annotation, molecular function: RNA polymerase II cis-regulatory region sequence-specific DNA binding; DNA-binding transcription factor activity, RNA polymerase II-specific. The record is from RefSeq and is a predicted model, not a curated record. Bases 24 to 833 code for a protein of 269 amino acids. The transcript is spliced from 2 exons. Lineage: Eukaryota; Metazoa; Chordata; Mammalia; Proboscidea; Elephantidae. Gene Ontology annotation, biological process: anterior/posterior pattern specification; regulation of transcription by RNA polymerase II. Gene Ontology annotation, cellular component: nucleus.